AUGGGGUUCCUCGGUGUCUAUACCGCUGUGUAUGGUUACCAGCCUCAGGCAGAGGGGGAACUUGAGAUCCAAGAGGGAGACCUACUCUACGUCUUAGAGCAGAGCGAAGAAGACAGCUGGUGGAAAGCAAAGAAGAAGGCUGAGCCAGAUGAUGAUGAUGAGCCAGAGGGUUUAGUCCCAAAUAACUACGUGGAAAAGGCGCAACCCCUACACCAUGCUAAGGCCCUAUUCGACUACACGCGGCAAACAGAUGAGGAGGUCUCAUUCUCGGAAGAUGCAGAAAUAUUUGUGUAUGACACAUCAGAUCCUGACUGGACACUGGUUGGAGUGAAUAACGAUUAUGGAUUUGCGCCGGCAAAUUAUAUCGAAAUUCUGAAAGGUGGCGCUCCUACUACUGCUGCAGUUCCCCCUCCGCCACCCCAAAUCGACUAUGAUGAACCGGCCCCAGCCCUCCCUCAACGACCGAGUCCGCCUGCUCAUGAAGAAUAUGAAGAGGUAUCGCCUCCUUCUUCUCCUAUUGACAGAGUGCAGAACCCUGCCGCCGCGGCAAUCGCGAGUAUCAUACACUCACAGCAUGGUUCUGCCAGCGCACAUUCAGAGGCCGCCAGAGAUGAAUCGCCGCCACCACCGCAACUCCCAAGUAGACCAUCCCACGACGAGUACGCUGAAGAAGAGGAACCGGCUCCUGCCUUGCCUCGACGACCCCCAUCUGAACAAAUCACCCCGCCAAUGAACUCAUACUCACCCGAGCCGUCCCCAGCUCCCCCGCGACCCAAGGCCGCAAUACCCUCGGUGAAUCGCGAUACAACCCGCGUUAGAGAAUCGCCUCCGUACAACCGGGCUGGUGAGCUGACUCCGCGGUCGCCUUCCGGUUAUCACAUUUACAAUAUCAAUGAGAUGGUGGAGGUUAUGGGAAAACGGAAGAAGAUGCCAACUACACUGGGUAUCAAUAUGGUCACUGGAAUCAUUUUCAUUUCUCCCGAAGGCGAUGACCGUCAGCAAGAGUGGACCGCAGAAAAGCUCUCACACUAUUCGAUCGAAGGAAAGCAUGUCUUUGUUGAUCUUGUCCGGCCCAGUAAGAGCGUUGACUUCCAUGCCGGAGCCAAAGAUACUGCCCAGGAAAUCGUUGCUGCACUCGGCGAAAUUGCGGGUGCUUAUCGAGCCGAAGGUCUGCGAGAGGUGAUCGCUGCUGGAAAGGGCGGAGGCCAGAAGCAAGGUCACAUUUUGUAUGAUUUCAUCGCUCAAGGUGACGACGAGGUGACUGUCGCCGUGAACGAUGAAGUCAUUGUUAUCGAUGAUACCAAAUCUGAGGAAUGGUGGAUGGUGAAGGUACUCAAGAAUGGAAAAGAAGGCGUGGUUCCCAGUAGCUAUGUCGAGAUCACUGGCGUCGUGACAAAGAACUUAAUGGGUGAUGAGCCAGGCCUGUCAACAGUGGAGAAGAAUCGGAGGGAAGAGUCUAGGCUAUCCAAAGCGGCUGUUGGUAAGAGCAGGUCGGACUCGAUGGAGUCGGGCGAGCGAAACAAACGGGACAGUAAAUCAAAAUCAAAACCCGAUCCCAGCAAAGUGCGAAAAUGGACGGAUCGAACCAAGGCUUUCACUGUCGAGGCGCAGUUCAUCGGAUUGCAAGACGGCAAGAUUCAUUUGCACAAGACCAAUGGCAUCAAGAUUGCUGUGCCCGUUGCAAAGAUGUCGGUCGAGGACUUGGAGUACGUGGAAAGGACUGCGAAUGUUUCUCUAGAUGAAGACAAGCCUCUUUCAAGCAUUCGCAAGCGUGCUACGUCUGACGCCAAGGGAACUGGAAACGCCGGUGCUUCUGUGCAACGUCCUGAGUACGAUUGGUUUGACUUCUUCCUCAAGGCCGGUGUUGGACCUCACCAAUGUGAACGAUAUGCCCAAAACUUCAUCAAAGAUUCGAUGGAUGAGUCUGUGUUGUCUGAUAUUGCGCCAGAGACUCUUCGAUCUCUUGGAUUGAAGGAAGGUGAUAUUUUGCGAGUCAUGCGUCAUCUAGAUGCCACUCUUGGCCGCACAGGUACUAAAUCCAAGGCUCGUAAUGUGAGCUUCGGGGGCGAGGAGGUCAUUGGUAAUGGCGAAGAUGGUGGUCAAGGUGGACUUUUUGCUGGACCAGGCGGUACACUGCGUAACAACACCCGCAAGGGAAGACCAGCGCCCUCUGUUCAAGCCGGCGAUGUUGUGGACCCGAAAGCCUUUGAACAAGCAGACGGCUCAAAGCCGAAGGAAGAGCGAGCUCCGACUCCCCCAGUUGCUCCGGCACCAGAGAAGGAAGAGCCACCGGUUACUCGUGGAUUUGAUGAUGAUGCUUGGGAGGUUAAGCAACCCAAGCAAGUCACUCCUCCCGCUCCGACUGCUUCAUCUCCACCCCCGACUGCAGCCCCAGCCAGCUCUCAGCCUCCCAUUCAAAAGCAAAUAACGGGGGCCAUGGCAGAUCUAUCCCUGCUUCAAGCUCCCUUGCAACCUACGGCAGCUCAGCCUAUAACCCCACCAGCUCCACCCGCAACAGUACAGCCUGUACCAAGUAUCCCUGCUCUGCAGCCCCAGCAAACUGCCGUGCAGGCGCCUCCCGUUCAGACACCUCAGCAGACAGGCGCCACACCUGGGUUUUUCACCCAAAUAGCUCAGAUGGGACAACAAGCGAGACAACGUCCACAGCCUCCUCAGGGCGUAAACCAGAAUUCGCUUCUGCCACCUCCCCCGCCGCGCCCUCUGUCCGCGCCUCAAAACUUCUCGCAACAGCAGAGUUCAUUUAGCCCUCCUCCAUUGCAACCUCAACUGACUGGUGUUCCUCUGGCCGGGCCUCCAGUUGCUCCUCCUGGUCAAAGUCUGACGGAGUUGAACCAGCAGCGCUUCCAGCCCCAGCUACAGCCUCAAGUGACGGGCUUCGUGGGACAGAAUCAAUUCCAGGGUGGUGUCAUGAUGCCCCAACCGACUGGCUUCACUCCUCAGUCCCAAUUCGGUAUCCAGCAACAGCAGCUCAAUGGCCAGCCCAUGGUACCAAAUCAAACAGGCUUCCAGCAAAUGGCUCCUCAGCCUACCGGCUAUGGAUAUGCGCAACCCCAGCAGCCCAUGCAGACUGGUAUCAACUCUGUGCUUCCUCCAGCAUUGCAACCUCAACCUACUGGAGUCAAUGGGUACGGCAACCCGCAUUACAACCAACCUCCCCCUCCUGUGCCUCCUAUUCCACAGCAGCCGACGGCGACCCCCCUUGUCUCCCCAAAAGACUGGUCCUCCGCCAUCUGUCAGAUUUGGCGUGAAACCAGAUGCGCCUAA
This is a messenger RNA of Penicillium malachiteum, 3285 nucleotides long. RefSeq names its product cytoskeletal protein-binding protein SLA1. The coding region runs from base 1 to 3285 and encodes 1094 amino acids. The transcript is spliced from 4 exons. Gene Ontology annotation, molecular function: identical protein binding; cytoskeletal protein binding; protein-macromolecule adaptor activity. Lineage: Eukaryota; Fungi; Ascomycota; Eurotiomycetes; Eurotiales; Aspergillaceae. The record is from RefSeq and is a predicted model, not a curated record.